This is a messenger RNA of Penaeus chinensis, 2275 nucleotides long. RefSeq lists its product as uncharacterized. The record is from RefSeq and is a predicted model, not a curated record. Bases 74 to 850 code for a protein of 258 amino acids. The transcript has 4 exons. NCBI's taxonomy places the organism in Eukaryota, Metazoa, Arthropoda, Malacostraca, Decapoda, Penaeidae.
AGCAGAAGGACCCAGCCGGAGCGCUCGAGAGAAAUAGUAUAAAACAGUAUAAUAAGAAUAAAAAAAAACAAAGAUGCUGGUGUGGAUGGUAGCUGCAAUGGUAGUCGUGAAUCAGAUACCUGAAGCCACCACGGCGACGACUCGGAGUGGUUUUGUGAGCGCCUUCGAGAAACACGGAUGGUAUUACUUCAUGGUAUCCGGUUACGCCAUGAACACUACCGGGGAAUACAACAGUACCAUCGCUCCGUCUAUGUGUGUGUGCCGCAGUCGGUGCGACGUGAACCCCUCCUGUCACGCAGUGUCCAUUAUACCGCUUGCGGCCGGCGACACCAGUGGCCAGACUGAGUGCCGCACCUCCACGUACCCGGAGAUCCUGAGCGAGAAACUGAAGCGCCCUUGGCUCGAGGCAACCGAAGGCGCCUACCACAUCCUGAGAGCUGAAGCCGGAGACCAGAAACUGCCGCAGUAUAACGACGGUCUCUACUACAACCAACCCGCAUCGGAGAAGACUUGGCACGCAGCAGGCUGUCCGCUUGCGGUGGCCAGGACGCCGGGCCAGCUGGAGAUCUUGAAGAUGGAAUUGGAGCAGCUUCCCGCCUCAGCUAAUUCGAAGAUGUACGUGGGCCUCCGACGAGAUGCCAACGGGUCUCCGGUCUGGGACUUCGGGAGUCACACUGAACCUUACACCCUGGACAGUGGCCUGAUAGAGGACAGUCUGCCGUCGUCCAGUCCUGCGGUGUUCUACCUGACGAAGGACGCUGGUUCAGGAGAGUACAAAUUCGUGGCUUCAGAUGCCAAUACACCUCUCCGCGUGUUAUGCCAGAGGAACCACCUGAAUAUAAUAUUUUGAAGACGCGGUAAAUCCGACGUUAAGAGAUCUGUAGUUUGGGAGGAAAAUAGAGAGGAUAAAGGGGAGAUAAGGAAAAGAAAGGAAGAAGAUGAAGGAUAUGAGGAAGAGGAAAAGAGAGCAUCACAAUGAUUUUGUAAUUACUAGUGAAGGGCGAUACCUUUUUUAUCGAUUACUUCGAUUACUUUUGCGAUCAGUAAUCGAUUAGUGAUCGAUUACUUUCGCCUGGAAAUAGAUUAUGCAGUGGUAUAUUGUGUAGAGUAUACGGUAUUUAUGGUUUUAGUGUUGUCUCUCUCUCUCUCUCUCUCUCUCUCUCUCUCUCUCUCUCUCUCUCUCUCUCUCUCUCUCUCUCUCUCUCUCUCUCUCUCUCUCUCUCUCUCUCUCUCUCUCUCUCUCUCUCUCUCUCUCUCUCUCUCUCUCUCUCUCUCGUUGAAGGACCAAGGCGAGUAAAUAAGCGCCGAUUUUUUUCUAUAAAAAAAACAAGAAUUAUUAUUCCAAAACCAAGCAUUCGUUCAAGAAAUAUCUUGCAUCAUCAUGCAGAGUAAAACAGGUGUCAUGGGAGUAAUCACUUGGCAAUCGAUUACUGGAAACUAUAAUCAAUUACUGAGAAAUUUCACUAGUCUUCUUCUAUAGUUCACUCCCGUCUUUAUAUGAGGCCGCUUAAAUCUCCCCUCAGGGGCAAGCACAGCAGAAUGAUCAGCAUCUUGGCUUGUUUUUACUGCCGGAUGCCCUUCCUGCCGCCAACCUUCCCCAUUCAUCACCCACCACUAGUAAUUACUUGUAUUUUAAAAAUAAAAUGAUAUUGGCACAUCUGGUUGAUAUAUUCCAAAAGACAAGUACAGUUUUGGGAAUCACAUUCACUAUCUGCAUUUUUAGUAUAAUAAAAGGAAAUACAGCCACAGAGUGAAAAGAAAGUGAAUGUAACAUUUCAAACGAAAUGCUCCCUUUUGUUUUUUGCUUUGUCUGAAGAGGAUCUCUUGACGAAUUCAAAUCAUUACGUUCAAUUUCUUUUCAUAUUUCCUUUCAUCUGUGUGCACAUUACUGUGUUAAUGUCCAUUAUAAUCUCAUAAUGCACAAAGUAGUAAAGAUAGGUGAAUUGGCAAAUCAAAAAGUAGAAUGUUGAGGAAUUUCCAAGUCUACCACCCCAUUCUUCACUACUCCACACAUUAACCUCCCAUUGCCGUGAUUACCUUUCACAACUCUUGGAAAAACACAUCUGAUGGCCUGGUUAUUUACAAGGAAUUGGGGAAAUUUAUCACAUUGCCUACACCUGAGAGAAUUAACUUGCAAAUAGUGUUUUAUUGGUAUCAUUGUUAGAGUAUCUGCAUAUAUGGUUAAUGUCUUGGCAGUGGCAAAUUAUUACACAAAUAAUCAUAGAUGGUGAUUUUAAUAUUGUUAGCAACAAUUUAAUAAAUGUGAAUAUCUUGA